CGCUGGCAAAGUGUGUACACACUGGCCACGAUUAAAUUGUAAGAAACCAACCAACACGACGUCGAAAGUUUCCGUAUAUUUUAAUUUUAUACGCCAAAUUACGGACGAAAAAACACAAUUGAACGAAUAUUCCAAUCAUUUGCAAAUCGCUUAAUUAAACGUGUGGCACAAUGUGCAAAUCGAAAGCACGUCAAAUGAAUUAAACGCGGGUGUACACUCAUUCCCCAUUGUCCAUAAUUUAUACACGAAUUUUGCAACAACAAAAAAACUGAAACAGCGAAUCGAAGAUUAAAAAGCAACCAAAGUUGACAUAACUGCAAACACAUACAAACGCUUGCAAAUACAUAUUACGGAUGUUUGUAUAUAUUCAAAAGUAAAUUAUCGAACAGCGGGAGGAGGAGCACAGCAAGCAAAGAAGGAGAGAAAAUAAGAAAAACAAAAAAACGUAAUUUUGGCAACGAAAGUUGUGUGUGUGCGCGCGCCCCAUUGGAAAACUGCAAGAAGCGGAGAGGAGUGGCACUUUUUGUAACAAAGUGGGAGGCAAAGGCAAGGCGUUGGCGCAGCGCACCAUACCAGAUGUUUGUUGAGAUAAUUGCCCAAUACGAUUCAAAUGCAAAAGAGGAAACCCUUCUUCUUCAACAUUUCUAAAACACUUUGUAUUGCUGGCAUCUUUAAUUGCCCUAAAAGUGUGGACUAGAAAUAGCAUCAACUGCGAAGUUAUACCUUAAACCAAGAGGAAUUUUCUGGACAAGAGCACAACAAAAGGAAACUUUGCAAACGACAAAUAGAAAAGUGUUUUGCGCAUCUGUCAACCCAAUAAUUCAGAAUCUCUAUAGAAAAUCCAAAAACAUAAGUACAGAAAGCAAAAGAUUAAGAAAGAAGAGCCAAACGCUCCUCCUAUGAUACUUAACGAUUGAGUCAUAUCUCGGUAAAUCGUAGAACUAUCAAUACAACUAGUACUACUACUACUACUACUACUACUACUACUACUACUACUACCAACCACCAAGCAACCACAACCGUUCACAACCACCAACCACUCUACUUCUCGUACUCUGCCUAUAACAACUAUCAACCAUACACGGUGUGGGGCUUUCUGUACCGCUGUGCCGCGGCAGCCCCUGUAGCUACCAUGGGCGCCAACGUCUCGCAGCUGGAGCGCGAAAUUGGCUCCGAUCUGUUUCCGCCGAAUGAGCAUUACUUUGGGCUGGUUAACUUUGGGAACACGUGCUACAGCAACUCGGUGCUACAGGCCCUCUACUUCUGCAAGCCCUUUCGCGAGAAAGUGCUCGAAUACAAGGCCAAGAACAAGCGGCCCAAAGAGACGUUGUUGUCGUGCCUCGCCGAUCUCUUCUACAGCAUUGCCACGCAAAAGAAGAAAGUUGGCUCAAUCGCGCCCAAGAAGUUCAUAACGCGAUUACGCAAGGAGAAGGAGGAGUUUGACAAUUACAUGCAACAGGAUGCCCACGAAUUUCUCAACUUUCUGAUCAAUCACAUCAAUGAGAUCAUACUGGCCGAGCGUACAGGAAAGGCGGCAAAUGGCGGAACAGCAGCUGCAGCAGGCAACAGCAGCAACAUCAACGCUGCCACCACAACGAAAUCCAAUUCGAAUUCCAAUUCAUCGCAUUCAACAUCAACCUCGACCUCGAAUUCGACAGCCACCAAUGGAAAUUGCAGCAAUUCGACCGGCUCCUUGAGUGCCACCACAAGUGUCCUCGAUGGCAAUGGCAGCCUUACAGCCACAACCACGCCAAUAACCCAAACGAAUGGCGCCAACACAGAACCUACCUGGGUGCAUGAGAUCUUCCAGGGAAUUCUGACAUCGGAGACUCGUUGCCUCAACUGUGAGACUGUGAGCAGCAAGGAUGAGAACUUCUUUGAUCUACAGGUGGAUGUGGAUCAGAAUACCUCGAUUACGCAUUGCUUGCGUUGCUUCAGCAACACUGAGACGCUCUGUUCGGACAACAAAUUCAAGUGUGACAAUUGUUGCAGCUACCAGGAGGCACAGAAGCGCAUGCGCGUGAAGAAGUUGCCCAUGAUCUUGGCCCUGCAUUUGAAGCGAUUCAAGUAUAUGGAGCAAUUCAAUCGUCACAUCAAGGUGUCGCAUCGCGUUGUCUUUCCGUUGGAAUUGCGGCUCUUUAACACGUCCGAUGAUGCCGUGAAUCCGGAUCGUCUGUAUGAUCUAACCGCCGUGGUUAUUCACUGUGGAUCGGGACCGAAUCGCGGUCAUUAUAUUAGCAUUGUAAAGAGCCAUGGACUGUGGCUGCUGUUCGAUGAUGAUAUGGUCGAUAAAAUUGAGGCAUCAACUAUCGAGGAUUUCUAUGGCCUUACCUCGGACAUACACAAGUCAUCGGAGACUGGCUAUAUACUGUUUUAUCAGUCGCGCGAUUGCGCCGCAUAGAAAGGAAUCUUUUGCUCCACAUAGGUUUUUAAUUUUUAAAGAUUUUUUUUAUAAGUUCUCAAUAUUGUUUGUCAUAUUUCCUAUACAAUUUAACGCAAAAAAUGUUAUGUUAAGCUAAUCAUUUUACGACUAUUACUAUUCAAUAAUAAAUAACGACUAUGAUAA
Messenger RNA from Drosophila nasuta, 2566 nucleotides. It is a transcript of the gene Usp12-46, whose product is annotated as Ubiquitin-specific protease 12/46. Lineage: Eukaryota; Metazoa; Arthropoda; Insecta; Diptera; Drosophilidae. Gene Ontology annotation, biological process: protein deubiquitination. The record is from RefSeq and is a predicted model, not a curated record. The coding region runs from base 1133 to 2401 and encodes 422 amino acids. The transcript has 3 exons. Gene Ontology annotation, cellular component: cytosol; nucleus. Gene Ontology annotation, molecular function: cysteine-type deubiquitinase activity.